CUAUCGCCCUCUACUGUUUUUGUUUGGCGACGGUCACCAUGGAGACGGGAUGCAAAUAAUCUGCGCGAAGCAGCUGUGUCCUCCAUUUUGUAAACUUCGUCUGGAAAGAAGCGGGUGUGAUUUCUGUGGUUCCCAGUCUUUCCCGACCGAUUUCGGUAACAUCUGUGGUCGUUAAGCACAGUUUUCUUGUUGAAGAAUGCCUGGAAGUUCGGUUGGUUCGGCCUCGUCGCUGGGAAGCGCGGGCUCCAGACGGGCGGCGAGCAGGCGCUACAGGACCGUCAAUCCUGGUGGCUCCACCGUGGACGAAACUCUCUUUGGCUCCACGAAGAAAACACAGCAGACCAAUGGCAGAGGUGGUGGGUCACCGUUUGAGGAAGAACUGCAAACUGAUCGAAGGCUGUCCUCAGGUAACAACAAGAGUAAGAAGGCGGGGAGGGAGACCAUUCAGGUCAUCACUAAGGACCUCAUAAGGAACCUGAUAGUCCCCAUGGAGGACCCCUCCGGACAGUCCAUUAUACUACAUCAGGGAGAGUUUGCAAGGAUCAAGUCUGCUGCCCGUGUCUUGACCAAGGAAGAACGCGAGAGGUUGGAGGAGAUGAGGAAGAGGGAGAAGGAGGAGGCCAUAGAUGCCUGUGCUCAACGGAAGACCUUCAUGAAGGUCAAGGACCUUGACCGCAAGCAGAACGAGAAGCUGAAUGACCUGGAGGAGGAGGCCCAGGAACAGGCGCAGUACUUGUUGGAGAAGGCCAAGAAACAGCAGGAGGAACAAGAAGACGAGAUCAAGGCGCUGAACGAGUUGAUCCUCAACGCCAAGUGUCACGCCAUCCGUGACGCCCAGAUCCUGGAGAAAGGGGUGAUCCAGAAGGAGUUGACUGAGGAGGAGAAGAGGCUGGAUCUCAUGAUGGAGGUGGAUAGGGUCAAUGACCUGAAGCUACAGGAGGAGAUCACGUUGCGACGUAAGCAGGAGAGGCUGAUCGGCAAACAGCAGAUCAUCGACCAGAUUCAGCAGAACGAGGAGGAUAGGCUGCUGGACCAGGAGAAGAAGGACCAGGAGGCUCGGCAGAUGCUGCAGUACCUGGAGAAGCUGCAGAUGGAGGAUCUGAAGGAGCUGGAGCGGAAACGGCUGCAGCAGCUGGACAUCCAAGUCGAGAUCCAACGAGCCAAUCAGGAGGCUGACGACAUGAGGGCCAAAAAAGCGGAGCAGGAGAGACUUGCUGACCAGAAGGUUAUUGAGUACCAGAAGCAGAGAGCACAGAGGGAGGCAGAGUACGAGGCGGAGCAGGAGCGCAUCAAGAAGGAGAAGGAGAAGGAAGUGGCACGUCUGCGAGCCUUGCAGGAACGUGCUAAAGAUCUCCAGGCAGAGAAGGAUGCACUGCGAGCCAAACGGAACCAGGAGCAGGCCGAGCGCGAGUGGCGGAAGAAGGAGAGAGAGGAGGCUCGUCUGAAGGCAGAGAUGGAGGAAUUGUUGAAGAGAGCUCGAGAAGACCAGGUCAUGAGUAAAGAACACUUCCUGGCAGUCCAGGCACAGCGAGAGAGGUCGGAGUUCGAACGCGUGCUGCGGGUUCCCGAAAAGUACUGUGCGGAGGUUGAGCGGAAAAUCAACCAACCAGCAGGACUUGAGAAGUUCAUUCUGUAGAUUGCAAAUGUUCCAAUGUUCAGUUAGACUUUAGGAAAUAUUUGAUGGUAUUUCUCAACAGUGAGGCAGAGAUGCUGAAAACUUUAAGAGCUGUUUUGCAGCCUAAUUCACAAUUCAAAAGCUGUGACCUUGUACAGUGUAACUGUAUUAUAUUACAUCACCAUGUAUAUUUGUUUUGCAAUGUACCUGACAUAGCAAAAGAGUUUUGAAUGAACUCUUGCACUUUGGGAAACCAGAAGCAAAAUUCUAUGGAAAAAGAAUCAAUUAAAUGGUUUUCAUUUAGAUAUGAGAAUUCUGCCAAAUGGUGACCCUUUGUUACAACAAUUGUUGAUGUAUAUGUAAAUAGGAUAUUUUCAUAAGAAAUAACAGGUUUCUUUUAGAAGUACUUUGGUUGUAUUCACAAUGUAACGACAAGACAUACAUGCACAGAAAUGAUAUAACUAUCACGUCAUACUGGUCUUACAUGUGGCAUGUGACAGUUUGGUUUAAAAUAAAAAUGUAUCAGUUGGUCAAUA
Messenger RNA from Branchiostoma floridae (Florida lancelet), 2151 nucleotides. RefSeq names its product cilia- and flagella-associated protein 45-like. NCBI's taxonomy places the organism in Eukaryota, Metazoa, Chordata, Leptocardii, Amphioxiformes, Branchiostomatidae. The record is from RefSeq and is a predicted model, not a curated record.